AUGAAGCACCAAAAAUUACUCACUAAGUUCCUUUCUUAUCCGUUGAUACUAGGAACUAUCCUACUACUUUCAACAACAACAUGGACCAUUGCAGAAGAAGUUGAGGAUGAGCAUGAAUUUGAUUACAUAAAAGGGAGUAAAAAGGGACCUUCACACUGGGGAGAUUUGAAGAAGGAAUGGAAAGCAUGUAAGAAUGGAAGAAUGCAAUCUCCAAUUGAUAUGUCAAAUCAUAGAGUGAGGAGAGUUUCAAACUUAGGAAAAUUAAAGAAGAAUUAUAAAGCACAAAAUGCUACAUUAAAAAAUCGAGGUCAUGAUAUUCAGGUGAAAUGGGAGGGAGAUGCAGGAUCAAUGAAUAUUAAUGGGACAAAUUAUUUUCUACAUCAAGCUCAUUGGCACUCACCUUCUGAACAUACCAUCAAUGGAAGAAGGUAUGACAUGGAGGUACAUAUGGUUCAUGAAAGCUCAAAAAGAAAAGGUAAAAGCAAGAUAGCUGUUGUUGGGCUUCUAUAUAAGAUGGGUCGACCAGACCCUCUUCUCACCAAGUUGUCAAAAUACAUAAAAGGCAUGGUGGACAUUGAAGCAGAAAGGAGUAUUGGAGUGAUUGAGCCUUUCAAAAUCAAAUUUGAUGGAAAGAAAUAUUAUAGAUAUAUAGGUUCUCUCACAAUUCCUCCUUGCACUGAAGGUGUCAUAUGGACUAUUGAUAGAAAGAUAAGAAGUGUGUCAAGAGCACAAAUUAAAUUAUUUAGAGAGGCUGUACAUGAUCAUGCAGAGAGGAAUGUCAGACCAAUACAACUCCUAAAUAAAAGAGAGAUACAACUUUAUGGACCAAAACCCAAGAAAUAA
Messenger RNA from Lathyrus sativus (Indian pea), 843 nucleotides. Lineage: Eukaryota; Viridiplantae; Streptophyta; Magnoliopsida; Fabales; Fabaceae. The record is from the annotation of a GenBank genome assembly.